AUGGUUGAUGAAAGUUCGAGAAAAGAUCCGACAUGGAAAUAUGGUCAAUUGCAAAAUGACCAAGAUAUAAAUACGUUUGUCUGUGGAUUUUGUUCGAAAGUAACAAAAGGAGGGGUAUAUAGAAUGAAACAACACCUCGUUGGUGGUUAUAGAAAUGUCACCGCCUGUACAAAAUGUCCGGAUCACGUGAAGGAAGAAAUUAAAGAGUACAUGUCCAAGAAAAAAGAGAUUAAAGAACAAAGAAAUCUGAUUGUGGACAUUGAUGUAGAAGAUUACGAUAUUGAGGAUAAAGAUGAAGUGAGUGUUAGUGUAAACAACAAAGCAACACCAAGGGGCCCGAGCUUGAAGAAGCCAAGGCAAAAGGGUCCAAUGGAUGCAUUUUUUACUCCUAACCCAGAAACUGUGGUUCAAAAUAGAAAGGACAAAGGAAAACAAACUUCAUUGAAUGCGACAUACAAGAAGGAAAUGAGAGAGCACACCAUCCAAAGAAUUGCUCGAUGGUUUUAUGAUGCAGGAGUGCCUCUGAAUGCUUGCACAUAUGAAAGUUUUGCCCCUAUGAUUGAGUCAAUUGGGCAAUUCGGUCCUGGAUUGAAACCACCAUCUUAUCAUGAGUUAAGAGUUCCAUGUUUGAAGAAGGAAUUAGAAGCAACAAAUGAGUUGAUGAGUAACCAUAAGGUAGAGUGGGCCAAGGUUGGAUGCACUGUUAUGGCUGAUGGAUGGACCGAUAGAAGAAAUAGGACAUUAAUUAACUUUUUAGUUAAUAGUCCUAAAGGCACCAUGUUUAUUGAGUCCAUCGAUGCUUCAUUUUAUGUGAAAGAUGGAAAGAAGAUGUUCGAGUUACUUGAUAAUUUUGUAGACCAAAUUGGAGAAGCGAAUGUUGUACAAGUAGUUACCGAUAGUGCCUCAGCAAAUGUAGACUACUUACAAGUUAUAACUUUAAUUUAUUAG
Messenger RNA from Cucumis sativus (cucumber), 948 nucleotides. RefSeq lists its product as uncharacterized. The record is from RefSeq and is a predicted model, not a curated record. The transcript has a single exon. Bases 1 to 948 code for a protein of 315 amino acids. Lineage: Eukaryota; Viridiplantae; Streptophyta; Magnoliopsida; Cucurbitales; Cucurbitaceae.